CGACGACAGUGCUCGUCCCGCCUUCGCAUUCGAAACACGUGUCACGCCGAAUUUCGGCGCCACGGCCGUCCUGACAUCGGCUACGCGCGAAAACUUUCCCAAAAACGCAUAAAACACCAGAAAUUGUGUCAAAAAUCAACUAAAAAACAUUGAUUUCGGCUUUAUUCUCACGCGGGUGGUAGGAAAAGGACGGUACUGCCGCUAGUAGUGAAUAUGUGGUGUUUAUGUAUGCAAUACGUGUGAGGAAUAUUAGCGCCGGUCGCACUAUUAAGUGACAUUAGACGGCGCAUAUGUAAAAGGUGGCGAUGGGCAGCUGGUUAACCUACUUCUGGUGGGGCGGCGACCCUGACGUGGCGAACCCUCACUCCGGGCUGACGCGGAGGGAGGUGUACGCCGUGCAGCAGUCCUGGGCGCCAGUCUACGCUCAUUCCGUCGCUAAUGGCACUGAAUUGUUGAAAAGAUUAUUUCGGGCCUAUCCAGAAACAAAAGAGUUCUUCAAAAUGGUUCGAAAGUCUUCCGAAGAUGAUUAUGCCCAGAACCCUCAGUUCAAAGCUCACGUGAUCAACCUAAUGGGGUCUCUCAACCUGGCGGUGAACAACCUCAACCAACCAGAAGUGGUCGCUGCCAUGAUGAACAAACUGGGAGAGUCACAUGGCAGAAGAAAAAUACAACAGGAACAUUUUUAUAACUUAAAAGACGUGUUAGUGAAGAUGUUCAUCGAGGUGCUAAAGCUUGAAGGCGCGACGCUGGCGGCUUGGGGCAAAACGGUGGAGUUUUGGUACAAACACAUUUUUGAAACGCUCAGCCAAGGAGACUCGAGAUAACCAACGCAGGUUAAGUAGGAAAGAUGAUCUUUGACUAGAUUCAAACGCCCGCGUAAAAGCAGCAAGUUGUUAUUAUAAAUCGGGCCUAAUCCGUACACCGUACAGAUUUUAUAGAUAUGUAAGUAGGAAGCAAAAAAAAGCGGUGAUAGCCUAGUGGUUAAAACGUCGGUCUUCUAUUUAGGGGGCCGCACUUCUAAUUUUUCGGAGUUGUAAAAGGUAUACGUUUGAAGGAAUUAAAUAUCUUGUAAGAAGGAAAACAUCGUGGGGAAACCAAGGGGGAAACCUGUAUGUCUCAGUUCUUCAUAAUGUUCUCAAAGGUGUGUGAAGUCUGCCAAUCAAGUGCGCGCACCUAAGAAUAGUGCAACGUGGCCAAACUGAUAUUUUGAGAGGAGAACCGUGUUCAGAAGUUAGCCAGCGGCGAUGGAUAUACCUACAUAUUAUAUUAUUGGGAAGUUAGGUCUAAAUGAGACAUAUUAUGUCCACGCAACUUGAUGUUAUUGUAGCACUUUCCAUUAAAAAAAAGCUUUGUAUCUAAUCGUAAGCAAACCCUAUUUUAUUUAAAUAAGAAUUUAGUUAGGUAUUAUACACUGUAAGUUAGAUAGAUGCCUAUACUUACUACAUACUAUUAUUAUAGUGUUUUGUUAUAAUAGGAUUUAUUUUAGUCUGAGAACCCGUAGGAAAUUCUUGAAGAGGAGCUUGAGGUAAAAAAGCUGACUUUACAUACCUACCUAGUUCCCACCUUCCAAAUUAUUCCACUAACCCCCACUGACAAUCCCCAUCAGUGGGGAUUUGUGAACUUUUCUUCCACAAAUCCCCAUUGACACUCCGUAGAGCUAGUGAUGACACUCCCUAAAGCUUCUAGAGAAAGCGGGCACAAGCAAGAGUUGUAGGUAAUUUUAAAACUUAUCAGUAAGUAAUUUUGCAGUUCGGCUAAAAAUUCUAAAAUUAUUUACUAGUUUGGUUAUAACCUGCCCCCUCAGCACGAAAACUUUGGGUUAUAGCCUUAUUUUGUAAGUGUUUACUUUAAGUUUUAUAAAGCACCUCGUCAAAACUUCCCGCGGGCUCUCGAAACGUUUCUAAUAUUGUGUAAAUAUCUUGUAUCGUUUAAUAUAGGUGCACGAAGUGUAAAUAUACGAUGACUAUCAUUAUGUCCUACUAUCAAAGUAGAUAAUGUACCUACAAUCUCAGUUAUUGUUUAUUCUAGGUCCUAGGAUAUUUAAUCAACCAUCGUAACAUUUGUAAAUAAAUAUUCCUUUAGUAUUUA
This is a messenger RNA of Maniola jurtina (meadow brown), 2088 nucleotides long. RefSeq names its product globin-like. The coding region runs from base 306 to 824 and encodes 172 amino acids. Gene Ontology annotation, biological process: oxygen transport. The transcript has 4 exons. The record is from RefSeq and is a predicted model, not a curated record. Gene Ontology annotation, molecular function: oxygen binding; iron ion binding; heme binding. Lineage: Eukaryota; Metazoa; Arthropoda; Insecta; Lepidoptera; Nymphalidae.